Molecule: messenger RNA, 1465 nt
Organism: Triplophysa rosa
Lineage: Eukaryota; Metazoa; Chordata; Actinopteri; Cypriniformes; Nemacheilidae
Gene: ppp1r3g
Product: protein phosphatase 1 regulatory subunit 3G
Exons: 1
Coding region: 176-1000 (274 amino acids)
Biological process (GO): regulation of glycogen biosynthetic process
Cellular component (GO): protein phosphatase type 1 complex
Molecular function (GO): protein phosphatase 1 binding; glycogen binding
Source: RefSeq, a predicted model, not a curated record
AGAUGAUGCAAUGGACGAUCGCUCUAUUUAUCAAUCGUGUGUACUACAGCAAGGCGUGCUGGACCCUGAUUGUGGGUGGGCGUACCUCACAAAUCUUACUGACUGUAGGCCUACAUAUAUGCUCCUCUGGAUUUGUUAGGAGCCCUGGGGUUGUCACUGGACCAUUACUUUGUACAUGCAUGUGCAGAAUAGUCUUCUCACCUGUUUAUAUCCUUGGAGACGCACACCUGAGUUAAUAGACAUCAUGAACGAGGAGCAGAUGGGAAACGGUAUAGACUCUGAUGAUGAUAUCCAACCCGACGAGAUACCCGAGUACCUGCGGGACAGGAGAAGAGCCAAGUCCUUACCUGCCUAUCCGGAUCAGGCGACCCUUUACCACCAGAUCUCGCAGAACUGCAGAAAACGCGUGAAGUUCGCGGACGCGCUCGGGUUAAAUCUGGCCAGCGUGAAGCACUUUAACACCAGCGAGGAUCCGGAGAUUCCUGCCAAAGUGUUCACUAGACUUAAGAGCUACCCUCUCCAAAAGGAACGGGACUUCAUGGAUGACUUGUGCGUAAACCUGAAGUCCACUCUGACAUUUGAGCGCCCGGUGCCUACCUUUAAGAUGCCCGUGGACACUGGUGACUUGGAGACGCUGCUUACGCGCUUUCAAGUCGCGUUGGAAAGCGUCACGGUCACCCAGUUUGAUGUACGUGGGGUCAUACGGGCGAUUGGUAGGAGUAAUUGCAAGAGAGUGGCUGGAGUCAGGUAUACUUUUAAUGACUGGCUGUCGUUCGUGGACGCGCAAGCCAUCCUCGUGCCCAACGAGUUGACGGCGCUUGGAGAGCGCUUUUCCUUCACCAUGUACACGCCUCCUUUCUUAGGUCCAAGCGCUUCUGUGCAUUUCGCAGUGUACAUGAAGGAUGAUAACUCUGAAUUCUGGGAUAACAAUAACGGACUGAAUUACACCCUGAAGUAUAGCUCGUCCUCGUGCGAGACAGCGGCUUUCAGUGCUAUAUGAAGAUGCGCUUUCACGCACUGCUCUAACGAGCUAUUUGUGCGUUUUGACUGUAAAUGAAAUUUAUUAAGGAAUGUAACUGCGCUUUGAACCCCAAAACAAACCUCUUCGUCGUAAUUUACUCAUUUUAUUCCAAAUCAUUAAUGACAUUUUGUGUGCACUGAAGAGAGAAUGUGUAUAGGUUUGGAGAAGACAUGAGAUAGUGUCAUUAGAGUAAAUAAUGACAUCAUUUAUACGGUUGAUGGCUUUUUUUUUCAAAAUUGACUGACAUAUCCAUGGAAAAUGCAGACUGGCCUUUCAUUCAAAGUGUUUUCAGGAUGUAAAAACAUUGUUAACAUAAUAGCUACAUAUGUCUGACUAUAAGCUCAAACUCAACUUCUGUUGGUUCACUUCCUUGCCAUUGAGUAACCACACAGACAAUGCGAUGGACAACUUCAGUUUGAUUGUAAAUUUUCAGCUGACGCACUG